Nestor notabilis (Kea) is the source of this 1226-nucleotide messenger RNA. RefSeq names its product centlein-like. The transcript has 9 exons. Gene Ontology annotation, biological process: centriole-centriole cohesion; protein localization to organelle. The annotation marks the transcript as partial. The record is from RefSeq and is a predicted model, not a curated record. Gene Ontology annotation, cellular component: centriole; centrosome. NCBI's taxonomy places the organism in Eukaryota, Metazoa, Chordata, Aves, Psittaciformes, Psittacidae.
GCUGAUAAAGAAUUUGUGUGGUCUUUGUGGAAACAUCUACAAGUGUCAAGUCCAGAUCUUACUCAAGCUAUCAGCUUGGUGGUGGAAAGAGAGAAACAGAAAGCUGAAGUCAAGGACAGAAGGGUUUUAGAGAUUUUGCAAGCCAAAGACAGCAAAAUAGAAACCCUAGAACAGAGGCUCACAGGACAGCAGCAGGAGAUAAACAACUUAAUACAGAGAAAAAAUGCUGUGGAUGACGAAAAUGCACGCUUGAAGAAUGAAUUCAGUAACUUGAACCAGAAAUUUAAAGAUAAAAGCCAAGAACUUAAGGACACUGAGGAGUGUGCACAGAAGAAGGAAGAGCAAAACAGACUGGUUAUAAAAAACCUGGAGGCGGAAAAUCAGGGAUUAAAUACAUGCUGUGCUGACCUGCUAAAUGACCUGGAGAAACUGAGGAAGCAGGAGGCACAAUGGAAACCAGAAAAAUCUGGCAGUGAUGCCAGAAUAAAGACUUUGGAAACUGACUUAGCAGAGGCAAGAGAACAAAUAAAAGAGUUGCACAAUAUAUGCAGUAACUUGUCAUCUCAGGUAGCUGUGAAACAGGAAGAACUGACCCAGAAGGAUUGUGAUGUGAUCAGAUCUAGGAAGGAGUUACAGGAGCUGCAGAAUCUUUACAGACAAAACACUGAACAUACAGCGCAGCAGGCCGAGCUGAUAAAGCAACUUCAGGCUCUCAAUACUGGUACACAAAAAGUACUGAAAGACCAAGAAGAUGCUCACACAGCUGAAACAACAUCGUAUCAAAAACUUUAUAAUGAAUUGACUUCAUGUUUUGAAACUGUUAAAGCAAGUGAAGUUCAACUGCAGCAGCACUGUGCCUCUCUUCAGGAUCAGUUGCUUGGAAAAGAUCAAAAGAUUUGUCAGUUACAAGAGCAACUUCUGCAUGCUCAUGAUGCGUUAAAUGCAAUACAUCAGGAUUCUCCAAAAUCUGAAGAACACGAACCACCUGUGAAAUGUUCAGGGUCUCUGUCCCCAAAGAGCUCUUUUAGAGAGUCAGAGGAGCGAAGGAAGCUUAAAAUAGCUGAAAGGAAGAUUGAAAACUUAGAGAAGACACUACAGCUAAAGACUCAAGAAACUGAUGAGCUAAGAGCAGCCCAUGAAAAACGCAGAGAGAGGCUGCAGAUGUUGCAGGCCAACUACAGAGCACUAAAAGAACAAUUAAAGCAGUGGGAAGAGUGUGAUAGCAG